AUGCCGCCAAUUCACUCUCUCGAGGAGUUCCCAGAGCUGCGCGUCGCGGUGGCCUUAAAGGCGCCGCGGCGCCAGCGUUUUCCAAAGGGCAGUAUCCGAAAGUCUGGUCAGGUUACAAAGCCUACGAGCCCGGCCACUUCGACCUUGCCCACACUGCUUACAGGGAAGUGCAGUCAGUCCCUCAAUGCCAAGAAGGAGCUCGAGCGCAAGCCGUGCAAGACCGACGAGGUCUUCUCCAAGGAAAUGUCGGAGCAGCAUCCUGAGCCCAAGUUCAAGGGCAUAACCUUUGAUCCCAAAGAUGGACACCCUUGCCUCGCUGAUUCGACCGGGGGAGACUUUGAAGUCUACCACUUCUUUGGCUUCUGGGGCGUCGACUAA
Symbiodinium sp. CCMP2456 is the source of this 378-nucleotide messenger RNA. Lineage: Eukaryota; Dinophyceae; Suessiales; Symbiodiniaceae. The record is from the annotation of a GenBank genome assembly.